GCUCGGGUCGCUGUAAGUUCCUCUCUGCAAUCCAAAGAACACUUCCGCUCCUGAAUUGCCGGGACUUCGGGCUUAUAGGAGCCUUUUCUCCCCGCGUGUUUUUCACUCGCGCCCCUUUCUCGCCCACGUGUGCUAGCCUUAACGCUUCUUCUCCCCCUCGCCGGACAGUUGUUUUUCCCAACUUUUCACUUCCCAGCUAAGUGCCUCGCUCGUUUUCUCUCUCGUUCGUUUUGCGCUUGAGUAGUUCCUCUCUGUCCUUGUCGUCUCCUUUUCUGAAGGGAGGCUGACGUCGCGUCUCCCCUGGAUCCUGCUACAAAAGGCUUCCUACCUUACCCCUCUGCCUUUUGGGUCCGUGGGAAAACCCGAGAAGAGCCUUUUUCCUAAAAGAGGCCUCUGCCCGAGGGCAAUUUCAGCGACUUCGUGCCCGGAGUUCAAUGCAAGCUUGUUCGGCACUUGACGCUUAUUUACUUCUGCAUGUAAACCUCCUCCAAUUUUUCAAAGUAGCGGAGAGCAGAUAAUGGCAUCACAUCCACGCAGAGUUCGACUGAAACCCUGGCUAGUAGCUCAAGUAGACAGUGGAAUGUAUCCAGGUCUUCUGUGGCUUAAUAGGGAUGCAAAGCGAUUUCAAAUUCCUUGGAAGCAUGCAACUCGGCAUAGUCCUCAGCAUGAAGAAGAAAAUACAAUUUUUAAGGCGUGGGCUGUGGAAACAGGAAAGUAUCAAGAAGGGGUUGAUGAUCCUGACCCUGCAAAAUGGAAAGCCCAACUACGGUGUGCUCUCAACAAAAGCCGUGAAUUCAAGCUCAUAUACGAUGGUACCAAAGAAGUGCCAAUGAAUCCAAUUAAAAUUUAUGAAGUAUGUGACAUCCCACCAUCCCUGACGCCAAUUAUUAAUCCUGGUUCCACCGGUUCAGUUCCAUGGGAUGAGAAGGAUAAUGAUGUAGAUGAUGAAGAUGAAGAUGAAUUAAAUGAGUCUCAGCACGUAGCAAUACAGGAGAGUUUUCCAUUUCUUAAUAUCAAUGAUUCCCCAAUGGCUCCCGCCAGUGCAGAGACCUGUAGCCCUGAAGCUGUGUGGCCAAAGAAUGAACCUGAAGAUAUGGAGAUGCCAAUGCCUCCUGCCUUGCCAGCUCUACCGCAUGAUAUGUACAGCUCUCCUGAACUUUGGAUUAGCUCUCUUCCUAUGACAGAUCUUGAAAUCAAGUUUGAAUAUCGUGGCAAGGAGUUUGGGCAGACAAUGACUGUGAGCAACCCCCAAGGCUGCAGACUUUUCUAUGGAGAAUUAGGUCCUAUGCCAGAUCAAGAAGAACUCUUCGGGCCUAUUAAUUUGGAGCAAGUCAAGUUUCCAGGGCCCGAAUCCAUCCCGAAUGAAAAACAAAAGCUGUUCACCAGUCGACUGCUUGAUGUAAUGGACAGAGGGCUAAUACUAGAAGUCAGUGGUCAUGCUAUCUAUGCUAUCAGGCUUUGCCAGUGCAAAGUAUAUUGGUCUGGGCCAUGUGCACCUUCCUCUACCACACCAAACUUAAUUGAAAGGCAGAAGAGAGUUAAGCUCUUUUGUUUGGAAACAUUUCUAAGUGAGUUAAUUGCCCAUCAGAAAGGACAGAUUAGUAAACAGCCACCAUAUGAGAUCUACUUUUGUUUUGGAGAAGAAUGGCCAGAUGGGAAAUCAAAAGAGCGAAAGCUGAUUGUUGUUCAGGUCAUUCCAAUUGUAGCACGGAUGAUCUAUGAAAUGUUCUCUGGUGACUUCACCCGCUCCUUUGACAGUGGCAGUGUGCGUCUACAGAUCUCUAUCCCGGAUAUCAAGGAUAACAUUGUUGCCCAGCUAAAACAACUCUACCGUCUGCUGCAGAAUCACCAAGAAACUUGGCCAGUGCAGCCACCAAAUAUGCAGAUGACCCCACCCCUCACAGCACAGUGACAUCCCGGUAUCAGAUAACCAAGCAAUUGUCUGGAUGCUUCAUUUCUAGAUUGAAAUUAAUUGAAAUAAGAACACUUUUAAAUAUCUCUUCAGUAUAUGACAUUUUAAUGAGGAAUGUUGAUAUACAACGUAAUCUGUUUUAAAUAAUUUAGCAAAAGUUGAUCUAGUUAAAUACAUUUAGAAACACAUAUUUCUCUAGUCGUUUUCACUUUUAUACAUGUAACUAUAUAAAUAUAAAGCUUUAAACUUUUCCAUGUUUGCAUGCAAUGCUGUGGUGGUUUUUUUUUGUUUGUUUGUCUUUUUACUUACUAACUUCACUCCUGCUUUAUUCUUAGAGCAUUUUCACAACACAGUUUAAGUGCAUUGUUUUAAUUCAUACUCCUGUUGCUGCUGCUGCUGCUGCUACAUGUGAAAUAUGUAACCACUACAAACUAAAUUUCUUUCAAAUAGUGACCUGAUAAUUAGUAGUAGGCAGUUUUAUUCUAUUAAUGGUUGUUUGUUGUUGUAUUAUUUCUCUAUAAAUGAGAAAAUGCACAAAUUUUAAGCUGGAAAGCUUAGGAUGUUUUAGAAUUAAAAUUUAAAGUUAAAUUUUAAAGUUUAAAAUUUAAAACUAAUUAAAAGAGACAACAAAGACU
This is a messenger RNA of Thamnophis elegans (Western terrestrial garter snake), 2547 nucleotides long. It is a transcript of the gene IRF6, whose product is annotated as interferon regulatory factor 6. NCBI's taxonomy places the organism in Eukaryota, Metazoa, Chordata, Lepidosauria, Squamata, Natricidae. The record is from RefSeq and is a predicted model, not a curated record. Bases 518 to 1912 code for a protein of 464 amino acids. Gene Ontology annotation, cellular component: nucleus. The transcript has 8 exons. Gene Ontology annotation, biological process: immune system process; regulation of transcription by RNA polymerase II. Gene Ontology annotation, molecular function: protein binding; DNA-binding transcription factor activity, RNA polymerase II-specific; RNA polymerase II cis-regulatory region sequence-specific DNA binding.